GUUUUCUAGUGGAUGACAAAAGGUGAUCAUGUGAUUGUAAAGAUCUUAACAAUGUUUAGUUAUUGUAUAUUUAAUUUGUUAUUGUUAUGUGCUGUUUCUAUUUUCGCUUCUAAGAUUGUUGAAGGAUCUCAGCCCAUACUUCAAAAAACAAUUGGAGCCCUCUUCACUGACCGGACUCACGAAGUAUACCCUGGCGCAUGCAAGUUGAUCAGAGCUUCAAAACGGCAAACAAGAAUGUGUGAUCGGGACAGCGGUCUCUCCAACGUAUUGAACAUCGCUAAAGAACAAGCCAUCACAGCUUGCGAAGAAACCUUCCAAUACGAUAGAUGGAACUGUUCCCUCAUCUUCAACAGAAAACCUAAAAGGAGUAUAUUCAAUAAAAUCUUCAGAGAGACUGCGUUCGUUCAUGCGUUAAUGGCAGCUUCGUUAGCUCACUCAGUAGCUAAAGCAUGUGCUUCAGGGGAUCUUUCUUCAUGCUCCUGUCCGGGAAACUUUGGAAAAAAUAAUACCUGGAAAAUGGCAGGAUGUGGAGACGACUUCAGACAUGGCAAAAGAUUGACUAGAAACUUCUUAGACUUUAAACAUGCUGGCAACGAUCAGAUUGCUGAAAUUCUAAAACAAGAUGUCAUUGUAGGUGUGGAUUCUAUAGGAGAGCAACUAAAAGAAGUUUGCAAAUGCCAUGGAUUUUCUGGUUCUUGUACUACAAAGACUUGUUGGAAACGAUUGGGCCCUUUUAACUCGGCCAUGGGGUUACUGAAGAAACAUUACCAUCACGCCACAAAGAAGAAAUUGAUGAACUACACAACGAAAAGGGCUAUUGCGCCAAAAGUGAGGAACAAGAUGAAGAUUGAAAGGAAGAAUUUGGUAUACUUGCAGAGGACGCCGAACUUAUGUGUCAGUACUAAAGGAAGGGUGUGCAAAGACAGACAUAAUUGUGCGACUUUGUGUUGUGGUAGGGGCAUUAUAACUAGCAAGAAACAAGUGAGUUCUAGGUGCAGAUGUAGAAUGGUUAAUUGUUGCUUCGUGCAAUGCGAUACUUGUGUUGAAGAAGUCGAUGAGUAUACUUGCAAGUGAACGUUAGUGCCUUAUCUUAGUAUUUAUAAGAAAUGUUGCAAAUAUUGGAAGCUCCUUUACAGCCUUUCUAGUUGAUCAGAUUUCAACCUUCUUGCGUGUAGCUUAUGGUUCAAAUUUUAAUGUGGAUUUUGUGGAGUGUUCGUUUCAUUGGCUCUAUUUUCUGCUUUACGUCUGCGAAGCAAACUGUGUAUUGGUACUUCAGUACUAAUUAGGUAACCGAAACACAUUUGUUGGAAUAGUAUCUUUGGCUUAAUUAUGAGGAAAAUUAGCUCACAAAUGUUCUAUUUUAUGCCGGUAAAUUAUCAUUUUUUGUUUCCUGUGUAGAUAGAUAUUUUCUACUUAAAACUGGUAGAAUAUUGUUACAAUCGCUAAUGAACUUGUAAAGCAUACUUAUUUCAAUAUUUAAUUGCUUAUGUAUUUGUUUAGAGAUAAAAUUGAAUGUGAUACGGCCUGGGAUAAAGGAGUGCCAUCUAGCAGUGCUUUUAGACUAGUAGAUUUUAUCGCGCGGUUUUUCCUUGUCAUCAUUUGUGGCUGUUGUUGUCAAUUUUAUGCUCCAACCACCUUUAUCGCUCUGAAAUAUCGAACGAAAAAUCCCCUAGUGUGAAACCGCUGCUAGAUAAUGGUCGAUAAUGCUGUGAUAUAAGCUGAACGCUUUAAGUUAGGUAGUUCAAGACAAUGGA
Molecule: messenger RNA, 1754 nt
Organism: Helicoverpa armigera (cotton bollworm)
Lineage: Eukaryota; Metazoa; Arthropoda; Insecta; Lepidoptera; Noctuidae
Gene: Wnt4
Product: protein Wnt-4
Exons: 2
Coding region: 13-1074 (353 amino acids)
Biological process (GO): canonical Wnt signaling pathway; cell fate commitment; neuron differentiation
Cellular component (GO): extracellular region
Molecular function (GO): cytokine activity; frizzled binding
Source: RefSeq, a predicted model, not a curated record